Molecule: messenger RNA, 1923 nt
Organism: Archocentrus centrarchus (flier cichlid)
Lineage: Eukaryota; Metazoa; Chordata; Actinopteri; Cichliformes; Cichlidae
Product: dnaJ homolog subfamily B member 9-like
Exons: 3
Coding region: 145-834 (229 amino acids)
Biological process (GO): ERAD pathway
Cellular component (GO): endoplasmic reticulum
Molecular function (GO): protein-folding chaperone binding; misfolded protein binding
Source: RefSeq, a predicted model, not a curated record
UGUUACGGCUCAGGAAUGCAGUUAGGCGACAACCGCAAGCUUUCGUCUCACAUCAGCUGAGCUGGAACCUCCGGCGGUAAAGAGAAGUGUCCCUGGGCUGUUUGUUACCUCGUUUACAGCAGAAAGGGUGUCAAAACCAACAGUAUGGCCACAGCGCAGUCGAUGUUGCUGCUAGCAGUGCAUAUUCUGCUCAUCUCAGAGUUCAUACUGGCCAAAAGAGACUACUACGACAUACUGGGGGUGCCGAGAGAUGCCACCGAGCGGCAGAUUAAGAAGGCCUUCCACAAGCUGGCCCUGAAGUACCAUCCUGACCGAAACAAAGGACCAGACGCUGAGGCCAAGUUCAGAGAAAUAGCAGAGGCAUAUGAAACCUUAUCAGAUGAUAAGAAGAGGCGAGAGUAUGACCAGUUUGGACAUAGUGCUUCAUCAGGGGAGGGCCAGAGAGGAGGAGGAGCCUAUGACUUCCACCAGCACUUCAAGUCCUACAACUUUAAUUUUGAUGAAAUUUUCAAAGACUAUGAAACUUUCGGUCAACAGCAGCAUCGACACCAACACCAUUUUCACUCCCAAUCUAAUUCCCACCACAAGCGACACUUUGACAGCCACUUCCAGGCUCACCGGGAGGCCAUGAACGAGCAUAGGAGGCAGUUUCAGCAGGGGGGCUUUGGCAGAGGACUCUUUGAUGAUAUGUUUGAGGACUUGGAGAAGAUGUUUUCCUUUAACACACACAGCUCCAGGACUGAGGGGAAAUUUCAGGGCUCGGUGAAGCAGCACUGCAGGACGGUGACGCAGCGCAGGGGGAACAUGGUGACCACCUUCACUGACUGCUCCUGAGACAGGCUGGAGAACGGGGCGCUGUGGAGAGCAGCCACCCAGGACACUGCUGGGGGGGUUUGCCGUUGUGGUUUUUGAAAUUGAAGGCUAAUUUAUCACUUGGAGAAACAGAGAGGGGGCUUUGUGUGGCUUUUUGCAAUUAUCUAUAUGUAAUUUCCUGUAUGAACAAAUAUCUAAGCUAGCCUGAUAAAUGGCUGCUACUAAGCAAUAACUCAUUCACAUUGUUAUUACAGCAUGGGAAUAAGUCUUAAGAUCAUUCAGAUAAUUCCCCAUCACUUAGCUUUCCAGGUUCAUUAUAUGUUUACUUGUGUUUUAUAGUUGUACAAUCUGUUAUACUCAGGCAUGGCCUAUGUUUAAUUUAAAAGAAGUGCUUUUUUUUUGAGCGGUGGUCAAUUAGACACAUUAGAAUCCACAUUUGUGACGAUGUGAAAGAGUAAUUCUGCAGCUAUGAAGGCUAUAUUUCAUUCUGCUUCUUCCAUAGAAGUCCUUUUCCUGAUUCAAAACCAAGACUUGCAGGUUUUGCACAUAUUUUUCUUUUGUUCUUGAUUCAGUGAAAAGACACUUCAAUUCUUCCAACUUUGCUGCAUUUGUGGAUGCACCACACAAACUGGAACUCGUGCAGGUUGACCAUUAUCUGUAUAAACUGUUACCUCAUGUUUUUUUUUAAGUUCCUUUCCACAGAGUUGCAUCUACCUUUUACUCAGUCAGGGUUGGAAAUUAACAUCAGUCCCAUGGCACAAACUGGCAGACUCAACCAUGGGCAAAGUGUGUGUUUGUGUGUGUAGUCGCUCGGCUGUUUUGUGACCACCUAUCGCAAAACAGCCUGGGCUCUUCUGCCAGUCAAGCUGAAUGGUCUGACAAGUUAAGAUUCCCAAACUGAUCAUCAUGUGCAAUAUUUAGCACCUUUGCUCUUCAUGUUGCCUAUCUUUUAUAGACAGUGCUGUGUAAAUGUCAUUGUCUAAUGUCUGCACUUUGAACGUGUGUGUGUGUGUGUGUGUGUGUGUGUGUGUGUGUGUGUGUGAGCUGAGAAUGCCCUGAAUGUUGAUUGGUUGCAAAAUGUUUGGACACUGAAUAAAAAGAAAAUAUAUA